GACUCACUCGGGGUACCUACUACAGUACCUAGGUAGGUAGGUAGGUACCUACGAUAGCGUUAAUAUCCGGCGUAACCGCCGCACACAGAGGGGCCUCGGUGUGCACUACAGUACCUAGUACCUACCUAAGCUUAAACAACGGGAGUGCAGCUUGCAUGCUGGUAAAAUUAAAACAUCCCAAGCUGUGUAUCAAGUUCGUCUGCUCACUCACCCCAUUCCGCCCCAAGCGUAGGCACGUAAGAGACCUCGAGCGGUGCCAUGUCAUGGAGACCGGUGGGCGUACCUGAAAGAUGGCUUUCCCUGACAGGCCCAUAGCCCAUCUAUUAGGCUCGAGUGGCCCCGUCCACGCGCUUGCAUAUUCAGCAUCGCCGGGGACAUAUGUAUUAGCGGGGUCAUCCGACCGCUCUAUCCGGCUCUACAACCCGCAGCCCACCAGCCAACCAUCUUCUUCAUCCCAUCUCUCCUCUAAGAAGGGCACCAAUCCCCUGGUCAUCCCCCAGGGCCGGUUGAUCCAGACCUAUUCGGCCCAUGGCUACGAGGUUCUCUCCCUGAGCGUGUCGGGUGACAACGCGCGCUUUGCCUCGGCGGGCGGCGACCGCGCCGUCUUUCUCUGGGACGUGGCAAGCGCACAGACCCUCCGUCGUUUCGGGGGAGGGGGUGCCCACGGCCACAGCGCGCGCGUUAACAGCGUCUGCUUCGCGGGCGAUGAUGACUCCCUUCUCGUCAGCGGUGGUCUCGACACCAGCGUACGUAUCUGGGACGUGCGUAGCGGCGCCCCGAAGCCAGUACAGGUGCUCGCCGAGGCCAAGGACGCCGUUACCACUGUGGCGGCGCACGGCCCUGAGAUCGUCGCGGGCAGCGUCGACGGCCGUGUACGUACUUACGAUGUACGUGUCGGACGUUGCGUCACUGACGUCGUGGGCCCGAGCGUGACUAGCUUGUGCCUCACGAGGGAUGGGAAGGCAAUGUUGGUUAGUGCACUGGACAGCAAGUUGCGGCUGAUGGACCGCGAGACGGGUGGCUGUCUUAAGACAUAUUCAGAUGCCGGGUGGCGAAACCAAGAUCUUCGCGUGCAGUCGAUUCUAGGUGGCAAGGAACAAUAUGCUCUUGUUGGCGAUGAGAUGACGGGGGCGCCGAGCCAGGAUGCUGAGGGCAGGAUCUGGGCUUGGGAUGUGGUAACGGGAGACCUCAAGGCUGUGAUACGCGUUCCCUGGGGUCCGGCAGGAAUGGAGCUGAAGAAAGUCGUGGGCAAAGACGGCAAGGAGAAAGAACGCACCAACGUGAUCAGCUGUCUCGCUUGGAGAGAGGGCGGCUUUGGGGACCAGUUCUGCGCUAGUGGAACAUCUGGCGUUGUUACCAUCUUUGGCUACGAUUAAUAAAAUUACGCAUAAUAUAAGAUCUUAUGUAGACUGAACAUGGGCACCGGGGAACAGCUGAAAAUUUCCA
Messenger RNA from Xylaria bambusicola, 1446 nucleotides. RefSeq names its product WD40-repeat-containing domain protein. The record is from RefSeq and is a predicted model, not a curated record. NCBI's taxonomy places the organism in Eukaryota, Fungi, Ascomycota, Sordariomycetes, Xylariales, Xylariaceae. Gene Ontology annotation, cellular component: catalytic step 2 spliceosome. The transcript is spliced from 2 exons. Gene Ontology annotation, biological process: mRNA splicing, via spliceosome. The coding region runs from base 291 to 1376 and encodes 361 amino acids. Gene Ontology annotation, molecular function: protein binding.